This is a messenger RNA of Physcomitrium patens, 2410 nucleotides long. RefSeq lists its product as uncharacterized. Lineage: Eukaryota; Viridiplantae; Streptophyta; Bryopsida; Funariales; Funariaceae. Gene Ontology annotation, molecular function: metal ion binding. The record is from RefSeq and is a predicted model, not a curated record.
AUCCACUGAGCGCAUAAUAAAACGGUGACGAUAGCGUAGCCUCUAGAAUGCUUUAUGCCUGCUGCGGAGACCUGUGAUGCGCAGAAGCGGGUGGGUGUCCUGUUGUGCGCCAUCCUCGUCUCCUUCAUUCAUUACAGCGUCGUCUGCCUCCGUGCACACGCCCUUGGGGAGACGAAGCUCCGUCGGGUGCAGCAGCAGUAGCAACUUCGAUUCCCCUCUGUGGAUGUCGGUCAUCGCUUUGUGUUUGAAUAUUCAGCCUUAUCUAUCUGAGCCGCGCUUAUAUCUUGCCAUCAUAUGCUCAUAACUCCAGCCAGACACCAGCAGUUCUUCUCCCUCGACAUAGGAAUUCUUCUGUCUCUGUUUUAUUUAUUUUGAGGAGCGUCAGCAGUCGGCGUGUGUGUGUGUGUGUGUGUGUCCGUUCUGUCUGUCUGUUUGCUAGAGAAAUUAUGUGCCUUGGGCACUCUGUUGCUGCGUCAGCGUUGUUGUGAUCUAGCCUUUUUCCGCUGACUGGAAGAGUUUUCGACCAAGAAAUCGAUCCGAAACGGUUCCUGCUGUGUGGGGUUUUGUUGUAGCUUCAGCUAUAGCGUGGCUCCAUGGCGACACUCAUGAGAGAGACUUACUAUGGAAGGCACGAACCCGCAUGGAUGGCCCCGAUAAGGGAGCCUGCCCCCUACUUUGAUGAAGCUCCUUACGAGGGCUUUCGCGAGUCGCACCAAUAUCCUCUGCAUGAUGAGUCAUAUUUUGCCCCCUACCAUGCUCUAUCGCCAUUUUCUGAGUCGCUGUCGCGGGUGCCUCGAACCUCUAGCUCUAUACCUGCUUUCAGCCAUUAUGACGAAUCCCCUUUUGUUGAACCACUUCCACCUCGAGGGGGUUCUCUUCGAUCGUCCAGCGCUAUUCCCGCAUAUGCUUACCCAGGAAGGCCUUUUCCGGAUGCGUACUCUCGCGGUGCGCUCCUAAAUCGUCCGAUUCGGUCGACAAGUUCUGUCCCCGCUUACGAGUUGCACUCUCACAACCAACCUUCAAAUCGUCCAACUCGGUCGACAAGUGCCGUUCCAGCCUACGAGUUGCACACCAACAGCCCAACUUCAAAUCGUCCAACUCGGUCGUCAAGUGCAAUUCCGGUCUACAACCUUGGGGAACCUCGCUUGGAAUCCCGUUCCAAAAAGGUGGCACCGGAGAUUGAGUUGAGGGUACCAAUGUGCUGUAGCAAAUGUGAGGCGAAGACGAAGGAUACUUUACGAAAAUUGCCGGGCGUUACUGAAGUUAAGACGGACAGGCGCAGUUCGAAGGUUACUGUGACCGGCAAAGUAGAUCCCCAAGUAGUGUUGAAACAGAUUCAGAAGUCCAAGAAGAAAGCCGAUUUCUGGACCAAGCAAAUUUAUAGCCAAGCGUUUAUAAACUUCAUACAAUCUAAGACUGGUCAAGCUCAGCCCGAGGAUGAGAUUACAUCAUCUUACCAUCAACAUGUUCCCCCAGACGAAGUUCGGGGCCAUCACGCAUACGAGGAGAGCGAACAUUUGUCAUCUUACGAGGAACAUCCUGGUUAUUCGGAGAGGAACGGCCAUGAAUCAUACGAGAGAAUGGAGAGAAGCCGAUCCCACACUAUACUCGAAGAGGAUGAUAACAUUGAGAUGCAGCGAGGAUAUUAUAGCCACCACAGUUAUGAUCCAAGAGCCGAUAUGUCGCCCUAUGGAGGGUCAUUUUCGUAUGGUCAUCUGGAGGAACUCCACGGAAACAGGGAUGAUAGAGCAGCACGCUUUGAGAACCACGGCCCUGCCACUUACUACGAGCAUUUUGAGCCUUCUUACCGAGAUACUCAUCUCGAACGGGAGAGUGGACCAAUGUAUGAGGAGUUCGGCUCGUCUUACAGGCCGAGCCAAGGGUAUGGGCCAUCAGGAGUCUCGAAUCCAAGUUACAUGAAACGCAUCAGCAGUGGCUACUGAAAACAGUAUAUCUAUAUAUUUUUGUAUAAAAUCAGAACCUUCACUACUGGAAGUGUGGCGACCGAGACUACUCAGGGAGGAAUGGGGUGCUGUAACUACUCCCGACCAUGUAAAAAAGUCCUCCUUGCUCUGCCCUUAUCUCAGCAGCAUCCCUCCGUAUGCUUUGAAGUUUCCACAGCAUGUUGAAGAUUCCUCGACUUGCUAAUUGAAGCAUUCUUAUGAAAUCCAAUUUUGAUACCAAACACCGAUCUCACCCCUUUCAGUGUGACAUUUUGGUGAUGAGUGAAGCUCGCCGUUCAGUGACCAGCCUGCGACUCAAAGUGGAUGCCCCCACUUCUUGCAGUUGUAGCAGGGUGGUGGAGCCUCACCUGCAUACUAAAGCUGUUACCACUUCUCAGACAAUUUGUACACUAGUAACAAAUUUUUCUCUUUUCAACCAUUUCCGCUUCAGCAGUGGAUUCAUUCAU